CUUAAGUAUUGCUGUUAGUUUAUUUCUGACGUAAGUAAUUUCUCAGAAGGGUAAUAUUUGUGCAACGCAACAGAAGAAAGUUUUCAUAUUAUAAUCAUAUAGGUGGAAAACUCCUUAGCUAUGAACAAGAUUCUGACCAGGAUGAUAAGGAACAGUACUACUUUGGCUACCCUCUUCUCCAUUUUCAUGUUAGCUUCAUGUAAUAAAACUGUUUCAGAGGACAUGCAUGGCAACAGUACUAUAUUAGGAGAUGUAGUGAAGUUGUGUGAAAAAAGUGUGUCAAGUCAUAACUGUUCACUCCACUGUACUGUAUUGUUAGAAGAUAUACUGACACGGUGGAAAGAGCACAACUUUACUGUGCUUAUGAAAGGCCCACAAGUUCCAAAAUACUGUUAUAAUGAUACACAGUGCAAGGAAAUCGUGCCAGGUUCAUUUUGUAGAAAUAUAUCCUGUGGAUGUGUGUAUGAUCAAGACCAAGAGGAAAGCUGCCUAUUCCAUGAUGAAUCUGGAGAAAGUCAUGAUCAUGUGUGUAUUGUAACUGCUUCGUGGACAAGUGUCUAUGUAAAUGUAGUUGGAAAUGGUUUUCCAUGGACUAAGUUAAUGUUCCUGUUUAUUGGACUGUUUUUGAUUUCCUUGAUAUUCAUGGGAAUUCGAUGGUUUCUGCCCAUGUUUGGGUUUUGUGAAGGAAAGACAAAACUAAAGCAUAAUUCUUCCCAUCACAGUGGAAUAAAUUUAGUUGGUACAGAGUUGGAAAUGUCUUCUUAUGAUGAUAACCAUGCAGAUUAUGCUUCAUGUUUGAAGCACCCUGUUGCUUCACCAUCUUAGCUGUAAACUCAAACCAAAAGUGCAUUUCAUAGUGGUGAUCAUGGACCAAAUGGAAUCUUACAAAUGUUGUUUUCUGAUGAAAUUGGUGCUUCCUUAGAUUUUUAGUUCUUAAGUUUUUGUGGAAGACAUUACUGAAUAUGCAUAAUAUAUUUGUUCUUACUGUAGUGAAAGUUUCAAAGGUGUACAUUUACAAGCCUUCAGUGAUCUGUUUUAUAUACAUGUUUCCUAAGUAUUCUGUUGUAGCAAGCUAGAUAAGAUGUUUCUCUUAGACUCAGUGGAAUAACAUUUUAUUACAGAUGUGAAGUUAAAAAAUAUCACAAUGCAAUUAUUUUGUCACUUAUUCAGAAUACAAAUUUUUCAUGGCCACAGUUAGCCUUAAAGGAAGAUUAAAGUGCCUUUCUUUGGACAUUUUUUUAAACUGUAAUUGAUAAACUUCAGAUGUUUUUAAAAAGUCCUUGAAUUUGUAUCCAAAAACAUUUCCCGUGUCAACUGUAAAAAUUACAUAACCAUGUGGUCAUAACAGUUUGAAGUAGUGAGACACUGAAUCUGAAAUUAUGAACUUUUAAAUAACUUACAGAUAAUUAAUGUAUUUUUUUUGCAAAAUGGGUAGUGGUAUUGUUUUAGUAUUACGUGUUAAGACUGAAAAUAAAUUAUAUUUUUGAUACAUUAAUGAACUUGGAAGUAACUAUGAAUUAUUCAAAUAAAAGUUUGGAUUUUUUUUG
Molecule: messenger RNA, 1547 nt
Organism: Limulus polyphemus (Atlantic horseshoe crab)
Lineage: Eukaryota; Metazoa; Arthropoda; Merostomata; Xiphosura; Limulidae
Exons: 7
Coding region: 121-825 (234 amino acids)
Source: RefSeq, a predicted model, not a curated record